Molecule: messenger RNA, 3469 nt
Organism: Phyllopteryx taeniolatus (common seadragon)
Lineage: Eukaryota; Metazoa; Chordata; Actinopteri; Syngnathiformes; Syngnathidae
Product: zinc finger protein 25-like
Exons: 2
Coding region: 213-1895 (560 amino acids)
Biological process (GO): regulation of transcription by RNA polymerase II
Molecular function (GO): DNA-binding transcription factor activity; methyltransferase activity; 2-oxoglutarate-dependent dioxygenase activity
Source: RefSeq, a predicted model, not a curated record
GUUGUGUCCUCUCUCCGCUGCUCUUCUCUCUCUACACGAACGACUGCACCUCAGCGAACCCGACUGUCAAACUCCUGAAGUUUGCAGAUGACACCACUGUCAUCGGCCUCAUCAAGGACGGUGACGAGUCUGCAUAUCGACAGGAAGCGGAGCGGCUGGAGCUGUGGUGCGGCCGACACAACCUGGAGCUGAACACGCUCAAGACUGUAGAGAUGAUCGUGGACUUCAGGAGGCAUCCUUCGCCACAGCUGCCCCUCACGCUGUCCAGCUGCCUUGUGUCAACCGUCGAGACCUUCAAGUUCCUGGGAAUUACAAUCUCCCAGGACCUGAAGUGGGCGACCAACAUCAACUCCGUCCUCAAAAAGGCCCAGCAGAGGAUGUACUUCCUGCGGCUUCUGAGAAAGCAUGGCCUGCCACCGGAGCUGCUGAGACAGUUCUACACAGCGGUCAUCGAAUCAGUCCUGUGUUCUUCCAUCACAGUCUGGUUUGGUGCUGCUACAAAAAAGGACAAACUCCGACUGCAACGGACAAUCAAAACUGCUGAAAGGAUUGUCGGUACCCCCCUACCCACCCUUGAGGACUUGCACGCUGCCAGAACUAAGACAAGGGCGUGCAAAAUCCUCUCGGACCCUCCCCACCCUGGUCACCAGCUCUUCCAGCUCCUUCCCUCAGACGUCAGUGAAAAAUAUCUUCGUCCUUGGCAGCAGGAGCCAGAGUCCCCUCACGUUAAAAAGGAGGAGGAAGAAGAGCACCCUCUCAUUAAAGAGGAAGCAGAGGAGCCCCAUCACAUUAAAAAGGAUCCAGAACCCCCCCUUAUGAAAGAGGAAGAGGAGGAGGAUCUCACAGGGUUACCAUCGUACUUUGACCCUUUGAAGAGUGAAGAUGAAGACAAGGGUCUGAGUGAGGCGAACAGAGGGGCGGAGCCUCCAAGCAGCAGCUCAGGUCAACCCACAGCAAUUGAAGGUGCUGGAGACCACUGUGGAGGAUCCCAGGCAGAUAGUGACAACAUAAUGUCACAAUCUCCUGACAUUGAUGAUGACCAUGAUGAGGAUGAUGAUGAGGAUUAUGAUGAUGUUGAUGAUGAGGAUUAUAAUUAUGACGAUGAUGAUGAUGAACUCUCUGAAGAUGAUAUGGCAUUUGACAACAAAGGCUGGAAAUGUUCUCUGUGUGGGAAAACAGGUAGAUCAAAGGCGCAUUUGAAAGUUCAUAUGAGACGACACACUGGAAAGAAACAUUUUAACUGCUCAGUUUGUGGCAAAGGCUUUUAUGAGAAGUCAGGUUUAACAACACAUGGAAGAACACACACUGGAGAGAAACCUUUUAUCUGCUCAGUUUGUGGCAAAAGCUUCUUUGGCAAGUCAAGUUUAACAUCCCACACAAGAACACACACUGGAGAGAAACCUUUUGUCUGUUCAGUUUGUGGCAAAAGCUAUUCUGUAAAGGCAAGUUUAACAACGCACACAAGAACACACACAGGGGAGAAACCUUUUAUCUGCUCAGUUUGUGGCAAAAGCUUCUAUGACAAGUCAACUUUUACAAAGCAUACAAAAACACACACAGGAGAGAAACCCUUUGCCUGCUCACUUUGUGGUCGAAGAUUCUCUCGCAAGGAACUUUUUAAAAGACACAAAAGAACACACACUGGAGAAAAACCCUUUCCAUGCUCAGUUUGUGGUAAAGGAUUCACUCAGAAGGGAAACUUAAAAAUACACACAAGAACGCACACUGGAGAGAAACCUUUUACCUGCUCAGUUUGCGGUGAAAGUUUCACUGUAAAGUCAAGUUUAAUAUCUCACACAAGAACACACACUAAAGAGAAACCUUUUGUCUGCUCAGUUUGUGGUCAAAGAUUCUCUCAAAAGGGUCAAUUAAGAAAACACAAAAACACACACUGAGGAAAAAAACAGUCGGAGUGUUUGUGCUAAAAGAUUUUUAUGGUUUUGUUAAGAGACAGAAGUGUGCUGGUGAGAAUAAAGAUUGUUGAAGCUUUUUAAAAACACUGAACACAAUAAUGAGUAACUGUGUAUAUGUGAUAUUGAAUAAAAUAUGACUGGCAAUUUUAUGACGACAUGAAGACAGGUGUGAAUGUGAGUGUGAAUGGUUGUUUGUCAAAAUGUACCCUGCAAAUAGCUUGCAAUCAGUUCAGAGUAUACCCUGUUUAUCGCCCGAAGUCAGCUGAGCUAGGCGCCAGCACACCUGCAACACUAGUGAGGAUAAGCUGCACAGAAAAUGGAUUGAUGACGUAAAGACGUUAAGCCAAUAAUUGUAUCGGUGACAGAAGAACCAUUGUGUUGACUACUCUAUCCUUGUUUAAGUGUUUAUUUCCAAUGUGAAUCAAACAAAAUGUAAAUUUGAUAAGGAGUAAGAAGCUGUGUUUAUAAAAUGAUCUUAAAUAAAAUCACUUGUUCAAUUGCCCUCCAUUACUCUGUGUGAAAAUUUUAAAAGAACAACAGAAAUAGGUCAAUUAUAACUAAAACAAAAAAAAGAGAAAAGCAAGUACUCCCGUGAUCUCUCAAGAGAUCCAGUUUUUAUACUUAAUCUUGAACUGCUUCAUGUUUGAAGCACAGUAAAUUAAAUUUGUUGUUUUCACUUUAGCCUUUUAUAUUUUUAAGUCAUACAAUAAGCUUAAAUGAUAUGUUUGCUCCCUCUGCCUCAACAUGUUCUGAAUAUUACCAGGCAGUUAAGUGGUUUGCGUUGAAUGUGAUUUUUGCCGUUUGAUGUUGUAUUUGAUCCAAGAAUUUGAACACAAUACAUGUGCAGAUCCCUAUAGCAAACUCUAUUGAAUAUCCUUUUUUCAUGUAAAAUAUGUAGUCUUUAUUGAAGUCGAGCAGUUGUUGGCCCAUAUCUCUUAUUAGGAGUAGAGAAUGUGAAGUGAUGUGUUUUCCAAAGACCUGUUUUGCUUGAGUUAUUUCACUUGCGGUCAGAAGUUAUGCUCAAUGCACACAUGCACUCAACAUGGGCAUGAAUGGCAAUGUUGGCCUUUUGGGGAUUUAUUUGGACCGGUCUUUUUCCUGGCUGCAUGUUAAAUAAAUUGUAGAAGUUAUCAUUUAUUUGCUUAUCUUGCAUUAGUAUUAUGGAUGAUUUUGAUGGUUGCUUGCUGACCGUGAGAGAAAGGAAGAUGUCUCGCCUUCAAGAAGAUGACUCAGCAGGAAUCAUCAGAGAGAAGGGCGCCUUGACCAAGGACGUGGCCGGGUGUUGGUCUUAUGUCUUCACCUUGAAACCCUCCACUUAGUGUGUUGUGUCUUGUAGCUUAGUAUGUUAUGUCUUGUAACUUAGAUACGUCCUCCUCAUGCAAAUAAAUACAGGAGCGACGGGAUAGAUUGUUUAGAGCGUGAUGGGAGGCUGUAAUCUGAACAAUCUCCCAUACGUCCUCCUCAUGAGCAAAAGAAACCAGCGUCUUCAUUCCUUUUGUGUCUAUUUUUAUAGGUGUUGGCCGAGAUAGAUCCAACACUGCAAUAAUCGUACAAGG